GCAAAUUUGCUCAUGUCGGUUAUCGUUCCUAACGAGAUAACUGACACUCUGAGGCAGAAUAUACCCUCUAUACCUCGGAGUCCAUGUCCCGAACUCAUCCAUAACAACUCUGCUCCCUCGGAAGCCCAGACAUCAACAAUCCACCAAAUUAUCCAAACGACAGAAAGCCAAAUCUUGUCGUUGGAGGACUACAUUACGCGUCUUGAAGCAACCUUGGAACAUUCUCGGGCGCGACGCGAAGAGCUCCUCAUCUUCACGGAUUUGCACCGUGGCGUCGUGUCCACAUUUCGACGAAUACCCAACGAAGUGCUCUGCGAAAUAUUCGAGCAGGUUCUCUCUCAAAGCGCUGGAGCGCCAAUUUAUCACCUCAGUGCGGUAUGCCGUCACUGGCGGAACACUAUUACUGGCGCCUCUUUGUUCUGGAAACGCAUCGUACUUGACGGCCAAUCGACUUUCCAGAAAAACAUAGCCAACACAUUUGAGCGACUAUUCUCACAAAUGCAACGAUUCCCCCUGGCUCCGCUUCAUGUCGUUAUCGACCUUGAAUACCGGGGAUUCGACCCUGCCAUGCUCCCCCUUCUCGACCUCCUCCUUGUUGAUUCCACUCGAUGGGAGGAUGCCGACCUUGUGGUUGACACUGAACAGCUUGCACAUAUUGCCCAAUCACGAGCGUCUUUCCCCAACCUCACCUCCCUCACCUUCAAAAGUUUAAAACAUCUUCCUCAAAACGCCAGUCGAUUCUUUGGAUCUCUCACGGCGUUAACACAGUUGAAGCUUUCGACGCCUUACCCCAUUUCCAGUGCUCUUGGAAUACCUUGGGCCCAAUUACAAGCCUGCACGCUUGGGAAACUGUCGGUGAAAGACCUGGCUCAUAUCAUUCCCCGCCUCCCAGCGCACUCAUCUGUGUCGCUUCGAGAUGGCUUUUUCCUUGCGAGGGCCAUUGCCAGGACUUGCAUCAUGCUCCAUAUCAGCACUUUCAUUCGACCUCUGCGAGACUGA
Molecule: messenger RNA, 999 nt
Organism: Mycena indigotica
Lineage: Eukaryota; Fungi; Basidiomycota; Agaricomycetes; Agaricales; Mycenaceae
Product: F-box domain-containing protein
Exons: 1
Coding region: 13-999 (328 amino acids)
Molecular function (GO): protein binding
Source: RefSeq, a predicted model, not a curated record